This is a messenger RNA of Owenia fusiformis, 1775 nucleotides long. NCBI's taxonomy places the organism in Eukaryota, Metazoa, Annelida, Polychaeta, Sabellida, Oweniidae. The record is from the annotation of a GenBank genome assembly.
CAAUUGGGAUCAGACAGAGGUGAACAAGGGACACGAGAAAAAUAUAAGCCGUUUGGAUUAUUCGGAUUGACAUAUGCUGCUACCAUGGUGACGACAUCUUUAAUCUUCACGGUCUGCUUGUUCCAUGCAGCGACAGGUCAAACUUCAAAAGAACGCGUGGAGCAGGAACUGGUGCCAUUUGAGCACUUUGUUGGGACAGAACGCGAGAACGAGAAAGCCACACUGGCAGAGCGCAUGGAGAAAUGGUUUGUUCCAGGUAUAUCAGUAGCAGUUAUCAACGACUACCAGGUGGAAUGGGCAGAUGGCUACGGUUAUGCCCAAGACGGGGUACCUUCUACCGCGGACACUGUAUACCAGGCAGGAACUCUGAGCAGCUUGCUGACGUCACUAGCUACGUUGAAGUACGUAGAGAAUGGGGCCUUGGAUCUUGAGAACAACAUAAAUGAUUACCUGACAUCGUGGAAGAUUGGGUACAAAGGAAGGCAAGACGAUCGCGUAAAACUGAAACAUCUGUUAAGUCACAGUGGAGCAGUUGAAGUGGAAGAGUUCGAAGGUUAUGCCCAAGGCGCUCCCAUUCCAACCCUUCUUCAAACUCUGAACGGCGAAGCGCCAGCUAACAACGUGAAGGUGGAACUGAUAGAAGACCUCCUCGAUCUGGUAGGAAACGGCCCUCUAACUCCUGGUGAACAGGAAGAUUAUUCUUCUGGGGGAUUCGCUGCAUUACAGCAACUACUGGAAGAUGUUACAGGACUACCAUAUAGUACAAUUGCACAGGAUAUGGUCCUGGUAAAUAUGUCAUCUAGUAGUUUUGCACUAAGGGACUACAGUGACACAAAUGGGGUAGCAUUUGGCCAUCGUUGCAACAGUUCUAAGGAAACAUCUGUGCCAGGUAACUGGAACCGUUUCCCAGAAUCAGCUGCCCAAGGUUUAUGGUCAAAUGUAGCUGAUUUGGCUAAACUUGUCAUUAAUAUUGCUAAGGGUCAGAGUGGAGACCCGAAUUCAAUAUUAAAUGCUGAAUCUACGACAAAUAUGCUUACAUUACAAUUACCGUCAGUAGAGGGCGCACGGUUUGGUCUGGGAACAGAGGUAGGGAAUGGGCGGGAGUCUAGUAAAUGGUUCUACAAUACUGGCUACAGUGAGGGUUAUUGUAGCGAGAUCAUUGGGAACACAGACGGUAGAGGUCUAGUGAUGAUGUCUAAUCUAGGGUGUAGUCGGGGACACUUUCUCUUGGGGGAGUUGUUUCGUUCCGUGGCAGGCGUCUAUGGUUGGGAUGAUGCAGCAGAAGCAAAUGUGGAAUUUAACACGAGGUUGCAAACAAAGCUACCCUUAAGCAGUCCGCAACCAUGGGAGGGUACCUACGAGGUCGACCCAGUGGAUAUUAUCAUAGAUGAUCUAGAACUUCCCUUUUCUACAAUAUACGUCUCUGCAUCCUCUUUUCAAGCCAACCAAGAACUUUGUAGGGUUGACUUUUACCCAUGCGCCAACAAGGAUAAUAUCUAUUGUCCAGUGAUGAGCAUAUUCCAAGAUAUCACUGAUAAGCUAGGGGAGAUAACAUUCACACCUGGUGGGGACGGGGGUUACCGAGGAGAGCUCUACGUUAUCGACGUAGACAUUCCUUUAAUUGAUCCAAUCAAGGUUACAUUUAAUAGAAUCGCCCCGGCUACGAUUGAACCCUCAUCAACAACGCAUCGGCCACGUACAUUAAAAGAACGCGUGGAGCAGGAAUUAGUGCCAUUUGAGCACUUUGUUGGGACAGAACGCGAGAACGAGAAAGC